Molecule: messenger RNA, 1461 nt
Organism: Oryzias latipes (Japanese medaka)
Lineage: Eukaryota; Metazoa; Chordata; Actinopteri; Beloniformes; Adrianichthyidae
Source: RefSeq, a predicted model, not a curated record
ACGGCACACUUGACCAUCUCCCACGGCACACUAGUGUGCCGCGGCACACUGGUUGAAAAACACUGAUCUAGUAGUUGCUCCUCCACAAAAGCACUCGUCACCAUGGUAACCCCCAAGCAACAGCACGGCCUCUUCUCUCUCUCUGUCUGUCUUUUUAUCUUGGGAGCAAAUGCCUUUGGAACCACAUGAGGGGUCCUCUUUGUCUCUUCUCUGGAUGGACGAGGGUUCUGCAUCAACAAGGUUUGCUUUCUGUUUAGUGAGGAUAAGGUCCACAGGAAUUAAAGAAAUGUAAAGACAGGAUUAUUACACACAAACAAAACCUUUUGGUUAUUUUAUCCCAAUACUGUAGCUGAGAUCUUUGAACAAAAGCAUAAAGACAGAUAUCCUAAAAGCCCUUCCAUAAUAAGACCUGCUGGAUGUGGGACUCUAACCGGAUCAGAAAAGAGAAAUAGCAUGGAACUUUUGCAGCAUCUGCCCGUCCGUCCAGCCUGCCGUCAAGAAUGCCACACCGUCCUGAUUUUGCCAUGCUCUCACACCAUGUGUAGCAGGUGUGUGGCAGCUGGAGGAGCAACAGGAUCGUGCUGCCGUGAAGCUCUGCUCUCUGUCUGCUCCAUUCUAUGCCCCUGCUGUAGACGCUAUGUGGAGCUGCCAUGCUGGAGCUGGGGAUGUGCCACUUCCUGUCUUCCUAAACAUCCUUCCAUAAAGUCUGAGCAUGUCAGCAGACAGAUGGGCUUCUCAGAUGACUCACCUGAAGAUUGCCCUCACCAUGCAAAGGAAGGUGCAGCCCACGCCCGCUCCGAUUUCAAUCCGUUAAAAUCCACAUCUGUGGUGGAUUCUGGAAAACAGUCCUCAUUUGCCAAUUCCGCGGAGACGACACUAGAUGGCGCUGUAGAGCUGCAGGAGAAGGAAAUGGAGCAGUCCGUCUUUGGCCUGUUUUUCUCUUUGGACCCUUCAUCUGUGCCUCCAUCCCUCCACCUCUCCAGUUCCUGCCUCACAGUGAGCCACCAUGGAGACAGUCCUCUGCAGGGCCGCACGCGCCUUCGGCCAGGUGUGCUCUGAUGUUGUGAUCGCACGCGGACAGUACUACUGGGAGGUGGACGUGUGCAACAGCUCCAUCUACCGGCUCGGUAAAUCCGGGAUUUGGUUUUGGUUGUCGCCAGUUUCCUCCGAAUUGCAGAGAGCUGCGCUGUUAGGCACCAAAGCCUGGUAUUUUUGUUAGAACUGAGAGACUUUUCCAGCAGAAUUCAGAACAAGGAAGUGAAGACUUUAACCAUUUCUGAUUGGUCAGACCGAUGACAUGUGAUUAAAAUCCCAAGACUGAUUGGUGGAGACAGUUAAAGGGGCGGACAUUUUCCUAACACAGCGGAAGCUGCGGCUAAAUCGCGGUACUGUCAUCCUUAUAAAAUGUAUUUUAUAGAAUCAAAUAAACACAAAGAAAAAAGUAUUUUACGAUUUUUCAUA